Molecule: messenger RNA, 2648 nt
Organism: Manis pentadactyla (Chinese pangolin)
Lineage: Eukaryota; Metazoa; Chordata; Mammalia; Pholidota; Manidae
Gene: FADS2
Product: fatty acid desaturase 2
Exons: 13
Coding region: 258-1592 (444 amino acids)
Biological process (GO): lipid metabolic process
Cellular component (GO): membrane
Molecular function (GO): oxidoreductase activity, acting on paired donors, with oxidation of a pair of donors resulting in the reduction of molecular oxygen to two molecules of water
Source: RefSeq, a predicted model, not a curated record
UUUUAACUGGAGGCGAAAGUCCCCCGCGGACUGGCGGGCGGAGGGAGGGGCGGAGAAGGCGACCGCUUGGGGGCAGUGGGAAGCCGGGGAUAUUCCGGUGACACUCCCGAGCGCAGGCGAGGAGGCUGGGGGAGGGGGCGCGGUGGGAGGAGGAGGAGAAGACAAAAGCCGAACCGAGCGGGGCCCGGGCGGCACUCGCGGGCAGCCUGCGCGGGAGGCCGCAGUGCACGGGGCUUCCCGGUCGGCGGGCAGGCAGCAUGGGGAAGGGGGGCAACCAGGGUGAGGGGACUCCCGAGCGCGAGGCCCCGAUGCCCACCUUCAGCUGGGAGGAGAUUCAGAAGCACAACCUGCGCACCGACAAAUGGCUUGUCAUCGACCGCAAGGUCUACAACAUCACCAAAUGGUGCAGUCGGCACCCGGGGGGCCACCGGGUCAUCGGGCACUACGCGGGGGAAGAUGCUACGGAUGCAUUCCGUGCUUUCCACCGCGACCUUGAUUUUGUGGGCAAGUUCAUGAAGCCACUGCUGAUUGGAGAGCUAGCCCCUGAGGAGCCCAGCCAGGACCGUGGCAAGAAUUCCCAGAUCACCGACGACUUCCGGGCCCUGAGGAAGACCGCGGAGGAUAUGAACCUGUUCAAGAGCAGCCACCUGUUCUUCCUCCUCCUCCUGGCCCACAUCAUCGUCAUGGAGAGCGUAGCAUGGUUCACCGUCUUUUACUUUGGCAAUGGCUGGAUUCCAACGAUCAUCACGGCCUUCAUCCUUGCUACCUCUCAGGCCCAAGCUGGGUGGCUACAACAUGAUUAUGGCCACCUGUCUGUGUACAGGAAGUCCACAUGGAACCACAUUGUCCACAAGUUCAUCAUUGGCCACUUAAAGGGUGCCUCUGCCAACUGGUGGAACCAUCGUCACUUCCAGCAUCACGCCAAGCCCAACAUCUUCCACAAGGAUCCAGAUGUGAACAUGUUGCACGUGUUUGUCUUGGGCAAGUGGCAGCCCAUUGAGUACGGCAAGAAGAAGCUGAAAUACCUGCCUUACAACCACCAACACGAGUACUUCUUCCUGAUUGGGCCACCGCUGCUCAUCCCCAUGUACUUCCAAUACCAGAUCAUCAUGACCAUGAUCGUCCGCAAGGACUGGGUGGACUUGGCCUGGGCCGUCAGCUACUAUGCCCGCUUCUUCAUUACGUACAUCCCUUUCUACGGCGUCCUGGGAGCCCUCCUUUUCCUCAACUUCAUCAGGUUCCUGGAGAGCCACUGGUUUGUGUGGGUCACACAGAUGAAUCACAUCGUCAUGGAGAUUGACCGCGAGUCGUACCGUGACUGGUUCAGCAGCCAGCUGGCAGCCACCUGCAAUGUGGAGCAGUCCUUCUUCAAUGACUGGUUCAGCGGACACCUCAACUUCCAGAUUGAGCACCACCUCUUCCCCACCAUGCCCCGGCACAACUUCCACAAGAUCGCCCCACUGGUGAAGUCUCUGUGCACCAAGCAUGGCAUCGAGUACCAGGAGAAGCCGCUGCUUAGGGCCCUGCAGGACAUCAUCAGGUCCCUGAAGAAGUCUGGGGAGCUGUGGCUGGACGCCUACCUCCAUAAAUGAAGCUGCAGCCCUCCUGGGCAGCCAGCUCAGACCUCUGGGCCCAGGGAAUGGCCGCCUUGCCUGCUGGAGCCGUCUGGCCCAGGGCUUGAGCAGUCCCUACUCCAGAGCUGUGACCUUGGACCCAGGGGGCAGGCCCGGAGGUGGGUUCAGCAGAGGCCACAGUGGCCAGCCUGCAGGCUCAGCCCUGCCCACCCCCCGCCCCGUUCAGAUGUUUGUCCAAGCUGGGAGGCCUGAGAUUCUGGAGCGAUUGGACCCUUCUCCAAAGUGCUCCGUUACCUGUCAGGCAUGCCAGCCAGUCCCUGGCCACUUGGCCCCAGUGGACUUGGGACCCACCGGCUGCAAGAGGGCUCUGGUGGGAGGUCUUCCACAGCCCCUCCCAUGUAGGGGCUGCCAGCGUGGACGUGCUCUUGCUGUCUUCCGCUCUCUCUUGUCUUUUACUGGUUUUUUAACCUUUUGCUACAGGAUACAUUCCGUUGCGGGGUGGUGGCAGUGGGGCUGGGCCUUGUGACAAUCUGCCACUUACCUGCAGCCCCCACCAGGCGCUGCAGCGGGUCACGGUGGCCCUGCCUGCUGGGGCUGCUGGAGCUGCUGCUGUCUGGAGGGCAGUGGGGGCAGAGAGGGAGCAGUCCCAGAGGAGGUGGGGGGCUGGGGGGGCUGGAUGGGGCCAAGUGGGGGUUUGGGGCUGGAGGUAGAGGGGCUGAGAAAGUGAACCAAGAGGGACCCAGAGCUGCUGCAUUUGGAAACCUAACCCACUAACCAGUAGUUAGCUUUAGGGAGGAGAGGCUGGGACAAACUCAGAGUGGAGGCCUUUGGGGACAAGAUUCUUGUCCCCCAGCUCUGGCCAGCCAGGAGGGACCAGCGUCUAGUGUGACCACGGGGUUGCCAUGGAGACAUGAGCCCCCUGAGGCCCUCUCACUGAGAACACAGGCCCCACAAGCUGCUGUCUCUCCCCAAAGGCAAAAUGGAUCCAUAGGGAACUGAUCUUAAUUUUUAUCUGUUGCUUCCCCACCCCUACAUUUUUUGGAAAUAAAAGAAAUAAUUUUAUUCUCACUUCUU